AUGCCGACUCUGAUCGCCGCGCGGCCCCUGGCUCUGCUGCUUCUGCUCCUGCAGCCACUACAAUUUAAGAUUUUGCGUGUCGGUCUCAAUAAGUCAGAGGAAGAGAUAGAACAGUUUGAAGAUUACUUGGAGGAGUUGCACAGCUCAGGACCUGCCAAACCUCUGACCAAGGAGGCUUUCCAAAGACGUACGAUUAUCGAUCCUGAAAGACCACUAAUUGAUCCAGACUACUGUACUGAUGAAAUGAAGAUGAAAAAUGUUCACGACAAAUUCCGUUGUGUCAGAGAACAUUUCUUCCUCCAAACAGCAUAUGAGGACUUGCAAAAGAUCUGUAAAAACGUAUUUGUGCCUUGUAAGAAUGGAGUUAAGAAAUGUCACAGGAGCAGGCAACUAGUAGAAGGGGUGUAUUGUAAUUUAACGAGAGGAGCUAGAAUGUCAGACUGUGAAUAUGAAUCUUCUUAUAGGAAGGGCCAUGUCCUUAUCACUUGUCAAUGGCAAGAGGAUAUUCAAGAAAUUAUUCCUGCUUACGUAAAUGAUAUUAUGGUUUUAGAUACUGAUGUCAAGGAUAAUAGCCUCUUCCGCAAUGAAGCGCAGUGGCCGUUCUAA
Neomonachus schauinslandi (Hawaiian monk seal) is the source of this 606-nucleotide messenger RNA. RefSeq names its product ribonuclease A family member 9 (inactive) (gene RNASE9). The record is from RefSeq and is a predicted model, not a curated record. Gene Ontology annotation, molecular function: nucleic acid binding. NCBI's taxonomy places the organism in Eukaryota, Metazoa, Chordata, Mammalia, Carnivora, Phocidae. The coding region runs from base 1 to 606 and encodes 201 amino acids. The transcript has a single exon.